AUGCUCAAGGAUGCGCUGGGCAUGGCCAUGGCGAGCUUGAAUGUGGACAAGCCACAGGCGUCGUGGAACAUGCGGGGUGCAUGGUUGCUACAGACCUCUUCCACCAGCUGCGCGCCGGGAGAGGCCUGCUACGCAGAUCAGCUGCGUCUCACAAUCCUCCUCUUUGUGUUGGUGGGCGCCAUCGCUUCCAUGCUCUGCGCCUUCGGUUUCUUCCGAGAGGACAAGGACGAGCUGCUGACGCCACUAACACCCCAGCUCGUGGUCAAGAAGGAGGAGCGCCUCGUUUUGCAGCUGCCCUUCGAUUCCAAGGAAGACAACUUCCUCGUGACAAAGGUGAAUGGAGACAUCUUUUGCCAGGUGGAGUCAAAGUGGCCGGAUCCCUUUCGGGAAGGCAGCAAGGCGCCCGAGGUCGAGGUGCGCUUGUCAAGUGCAAAGAGUCAGCCGCUGACGAUGGUCUCCACAGUUGUGGAUAGGAACUUCGUCAUGGCAAGCCAUGCAUUCUCUCUCUGCCGAAACCACAGCAAGGACGAACCCUUCGCGUUCGUGACGCCCGAGCAGCCCGAGAAUCCAAGAAGAUACUUCGUCAGGCACAGGAUGGGCUACCCGUUGCUGAGCUUAGAUGGGGAUUUCGGCGCAGAAGGAGGCCGCAUCAACAUUCGUGGGCUGAACAAAGACAACUACCAGAUCUGUGGCUUGGAGAACACGGACUCCGGCGAGAGCCAGUGCUUUGUCCUGCAGCACAUCGAUGCAGGGCUUGUCCUGGGAGCUCUUUUGGCCGUUCGCCUCCACAUCAGGCACUAUCGCUACCACUGA
Molecule: messenger RNA, 813 nt
Organism: Symbiodinium natans
Lineage: Eukaryota; Dinophyceae; Suessiales; Symbiodiniaceae
Source: the annotation of a GenBank genome assembly